Echinococcus granulosus is the source of this 1638-nucleotide messenger RNA. RefSeq names its product T-complex protein 1 subunit theta. Gene Ontology annotation, biological process: protein folding. The record is from RefSeq and is a predicted model, not a curated record. Gene Ontology annotation, cellular component: chaperonin-containing T-complex. NCBI's taxonomy places the organism in Eukaryota, Metazoa, Platyhelminthes, Cestoda, Cyclophyllidea, Taeniidae. The transcript is spliced from 9 exons. Gene Ontology annotation, molecular function: ATP hydrolysis activity; ATP binding; ATP-dependent protein folding chaperone. The coding region runs from base 1 to 1638 and encodes 545 amino acids.
AUGGCUCUUCACGUGCCGAAAGUUCAGAAUUAUGCAUCUAUGCUAAAGGAGGGCACAAGGCACUUUGAAGGUCUUGAGGAGGCUGUUUAUCGUAACAUAGAAGCCUGUGUAAGUAUAGCAAAAACGACGCGCUCUACCUAUGGCCCGAGCGGUCAAAACAAGAUAGUCAUCAAUCACAUCGGGAAACAAUUUGUUACCAAUGAUGCUGCGACCAUACUUAGAGAACUUGAAGUUCAGCACCCUGCUGCCAAAAUGUUAAUCCUUGCAACUCAGCAGCAGGAACAGGAGGCUGGAGAUGGAACAAAUUUGGUUUUCCAACUAGCUGGUGCACUUUUGGAUAACGCUCGAGACCUCCUCAAAACAGGCUUAUCCGUUUCCCAAAUAGUUGAAGGCUACGAAAUGGCCGGGAAGAAGGCUCUUCAGUAUUUGGAUGAAAUUGUCGUCAAGGAGAUAAGUGAUUUAAAGGAUAUCUCGGAAGUCGCUCCUGUUAUUAAGACCUCAUUGAUGAGUAAACAACUGGACCUUAGUGAAUUCCUUUCUCAGCUUAUCGCGUCCGCAUGCAUUUCUAUAAUGCCCGACGAUGGCAAUUUUAACGUCGACAAUGUCAGAGUUCUGAAGGUUUUGGGUUCUGGUGUGACUAGUUCUACGAUGGUUCAAGGAAUGGUUUUUCGUCGCGAUGUCGAGGGCGAUGUUAAUACUGUUACUCAGUCAAAAAUUGCCAUAUAUUCUUGCCCACUAGAAGCCUUGCAAACCGAAACCAAGGGCACUGUUUUGCUUCACACUGCUGAUGAGUUGAAGGAGUUCUCGAAGGGUGAAGAAGGUCAAAUGGAAAAGAUCAUCAACAGCAUUGCCGAUGACGGUGUGAAGGUCAUUGUGUCUGGUGGUAAGAUUAGUGAGCUUGCGUUGCACUAUGCCAACAAACGUGGUCUUAUGCUGGUGCGUCUCGUGAGCAAGUUCGAUGUGCGCCGGCUUUGUCAAGCCACCGGUGCCACUGUUCUGCCUACACUCACUAUCCCGUCCCCGGAGGAGCUGGGCUUCAUAGAGCGGGUUCGUACUGACGAAAUCGCUGACACCAAUGUUGUUAUUUUUGAGCAAGGCUCAAGCAAGAAACCCAUGGUUACUCUGGUAAUCCGCGGUAGCACUGACAACAUAAUGGACGAUAUUGAGCGAGCCGUUGACGAUGGUGUAAACACUUAUAAAGCGUUGACUCGCUGUAAGAAGGUCGUUGCGGGUGCCGGUGCAUGCGAAAUUGAGCUUGCUCGCAUUCUUCUCUCUCUCGCCGACACUAUACCUGGUCUAGAGCAGUACGCCGUUCGCGAGUACGCUCGCGCCUACGAGAUUGUGCCCAAGGCGUUGGUAGAGAACGCUGGCGAGAAGGCGACCGAAAUAAUAGCUCAACUCUACGCCAAUCACCAGGCCGGCCAGAUUCACUCUGGAUUUGUCACCACGGAAAAGCUCGAUCCGUCCAUUCGCGAUGCCAAGGAGGCUAAUAUUCUCGAUCUUCAUGGAGCAAAGUACUGGGCCAUUCGUUUUGCUACUAGCGCUGCAUGCACUGUUCUUCGUGUAGAUCAGAUUAUAAUGUCAAGACCAGCUGGUGGUCCCAAGCCUCGUGACCCGCGUGCUCCAGAUGAGGACUAA